UAUGAAUAAGCAUAAUAAAUCAACAGGUAUCAAAUAUAUGGCCAAAACCAUUUUUUCAUUAAAAAGAGAAUUGGAUUCUUAAUCUAAAAAUAUGGAAUUAAUAUAAUAAGUGACUAAAGAAAUAAAAGUAUAUUUCUGCAUAACAAAAGUUAGGAUUUUAUGGUUAGCAAAAAAUAUGAUAUUCGUUCAUAUCAUUAAUUGACAUAAAUAUACAAAUAUGUAUAAGAAUAAGAAUUUGCUAUAACAAUCUUCCCAAGAAAUAAACUAGUUAGAGAAAAAUAAAAAAAAGUGCUUGCUUUACAUGAACUAGAUAGAUUUGAUGAAUAUUUCAAUUAUACUAAAUUAGAUUCUCCAGCUUUAAGUUUAAUUAUUUUUAAACUCAAUUAGAACAUGAAGAAGAAGCUAGAAGGGAAGAUUUAGUCAAUUCAAGACUAGAUACAUUGAAUCCAUUAGGCUUAGAAUUAUUUGCAUAAAGUCCUGUAUAAGCUGUUCUUACAAUAUAAACACCUUAAAUUGAUUAAGUGAUGCUUCUGACGAUUUUGAUUAGUUCUGGAAACAUAGAAUUUAAGGAUGUAUCAGUAUUUGACAACAUAAAUUUGAGACAAGAAUGGCAUUCCAAAUUAUUAAACAUUGUAGAGCAAUAUACUGAUUCUUAUAGAGCAGAUGUGUUAGAUUUAUCAGAUGUAUUUAAUAAUUAUUAAAAUAUUAUUAGCCAUUCUAAACUAAUAUUGUUAAAUAUUUAAAUGCUUUUGGAUUUGAAGCAGAAGAUGCUUACUAUUUAGAAUUAUUAGCUAUUCUAUCAGAGUAAACGAAUUAUUUGAAUUGGUUAAAUGAUUUACACAACAUAGUAUUAGUUAAUUAAAUACAUUCUGCAUGA
Molecule: messenger RNA, 877 nt
Organism: Paramecium pentaurelia
Lineage: Eukaryota; Ciliophora; Oligohymenophorea; Peniculida; Parameciidae
Source: the annotation of a GenBank genome assembly